AUGAGCGAUGCGUUUACUUCAUGGGCAAAUACGACAACUGAAGGUGUGACGACGGUGCCUGGCGAAGUGAGCCCCCAGGACGGUUAUGUGUUACUUCUGGUGCUUCUUUCUAUCUUUAUCGGGGGCACCUUGGUGCUGCUUUUUGGCAUCCUGAUCGUCUGCCGGCGCUGCUGCGAAACGGACCGAAGGCACUCCAGAGCCAGCGAUGACCCAGAAAAAACAAACACAACCUACCUGGAUGACUCACAGCCGGCACAAGACAUCACCAUUAAAGUGGACGACCCCGAAUGCAUGUCCAGCUCCAGCUACCGAGAUGCGGAGAGCGAACGGUUUCUGUCUUCCGGGAGUGCCACGGGGCGGCGGGUGUCUUUUAAUGAAGCUGCCCUUUUUGAGCAGAGCAAGAAAGCGCAGGAGAAAGGAAGGAGGUACACUCUGACCGAGGGUGAUUUCCACCAUUUGAAGAAUGCCCGCCUCAGCCAUCUGCCCCUGCCACCCUCGGCUGCCCUCAAAAUCGUCACCAUCCACGAGUGCGAAUCCAACGAGAACAGCAUGAUGACGACUCCACGCCUCCCACCGGUCAAGCCGAGCCUUGCCAUCUUCCAAUCUGGCAGUGCAGCCAAGGCCGCUAAAGGAGCCCCCACAGCUCCUCCACAGGACCCCACCUCAGCACCUGCCCAGGGCACCGUCCUUCAUUUCCUGACCCGCCUGCGCCGUCACGCUAGCCUGGAAGGAGCAAGUCCCUAUUUCAGGAUCAAGAAGUGGAAACUGGAAACCAGCCAGCGGGCCUCCAGUCUGGACACAAGAGGGUCCCCCAAGCGUCACCAGUUCCAGCGACAGCGAGCCGCGAGUGAAAGCAUGGACCAGGAUCGUGAUCCUCACCAGACAGACAUUAUCCAGUAUAUUGCCCGGACGGACGACGUGGUUUUCCGGCCCGUGGCUGGACCAUUCCUACCUGCUCCGGCCAGUCCAACAUUAUCUCUCGGCAGGUAUUUUUCAGUAGAUAAGUUAGAGUCUUCCGAACCACCCAGUCCCACCCCACCCGAGCCAUCGGAACAGCAGCCCACCCCCCUUUAUCAUGACAUCUGGAGCCUACGGGCAUCGCUAGAAAAGUGUGUUUCAUCAGAGAAGGGCAACGAUCAGGACUCGGCGCCCAGCGACGGUGGGGACAGCGUUUCCUCAAACGGCGGGCUACCAAGUUUCUCCUCCUCCUUGGCUGAUGAGGCUGAAGCCGGAGAGGACAGGUCCUUGGCGAAACCCAAGCAGGAUAGCGUUGAGUUGGAAGCCGGGACCCGUAAACUCUUGCAGAUGGAUAGCGGCUACGCCUCCAUUGAGGCCCCCAGCGGACGAGUAGGAGAAGACCAGACGGCCUCAGAGAAACGUUUCUGCUUCACCAGCGCUGGACGCAAGGCCACCAUCUUUGAGAGCUUUGAGGGACAGGAGCGAGAAGAAGAGGAGGAAGAGGAGGAGGAGGAGGAAGAGGAGGAAGCAGCUGGCGCCGUUGGAGGUCUCCUCCCUUCCAGUCCAUUGCCCUGGGCACCAUACGGGCAGAUGUUCCCCGCACGAGAAUCCUUCUCUCGCCGGGACUACAGCAUCGACGAAAAAACAGACGCCCUUUUCAACGCCUUUGUCCGCCACGACCCCCAAUUCGAUGAAUCUCCCCUGCGGGCCAAACACCGCUCCCGGACCCAUUUGAGGAAGCAGUGGCAGCGUACCAAGCAGUACAGCGACCCCGGCGUUCGCUACCCCACGGCCCUGGAGAGGCACCGGACCCCCUUGCGUCGGGGUGACAGCGUUAACUACCCCCUGGAAGGGCGCUACCAAAGCACCCUGCCCCGCAUUGUCAGCUCCGGGGACGAGGAGGUAGCCUCCCCCGCCACAGAAACAGGAGACAAGAUCCAGGCGAUCGAGGAAGAACCACCGGAGGAGGCCAAAACGGGAUCCAACCUAUACAGCAGGGACUGCCUCGAAGGCGGUCAGUGUCCAAGGCUGGGCACAGAACUUCUGGACAAGAUCGCGGGGGGGCUGGAGGACAUGUUUUUCACCCACUUGAAAAAACCACGAGAGAGUCUAGAGUGUGUGGUGGUGGUGGCCGCCCGGGCUUCCCCUGAUCACAGCCCCGAAUAG
This is a messenger RNA of Protobothrops mucrosquamatus (brown spotted pit viper), 2124 nucleotides long. It is a transcript of the gene CBARP, whose product is annotated as CACN subunit beta associated regulatory protein. Gene Ontology annotation, biological process: negative regulation of voltage-gated calcium channel activity; negative regulation of calcium ion-dependent exocytosis. The transcript has 8 exons. Gene Ontology annotation, cellular component: secretory granule; plasma membrane. The coding region runs from base 1 to 2124 and encodes 707 amino acids. The record is from RefSeq and is a predicted model, not a curated record. NCBI's taxonomy places the organism in Eukaryota, Metazoa, Chordata, Lepidosauria, Squamata, Viperidae. Gene Ontology annotation, molecular function: transmembrane transporter binding.